UGUUAGCUAGCAGCGAUAAAAUUAAAAGUAGAUGGAACUGACCGUAUGAAACCGUUUUCAACGUGUCAGCCUAAGUCAAUUUUUAAAUUAAAAAUGUUCAACAUUGUAAGAAUUCGCAUGCAUUGUUUGUGAUUCUGUAUGAGCUUUUUUUGUAAGACGUCGACGCACGAAGGAGCCUCAGCAGCAACUAAAACGAAUUUUACCGUAUGCAUUUUUUUAUUUUUUGUGCACUAAUGAAUGAAGUCAUCAGUAGCUUGCCGCUACUAAUAAUUUAAAAAGUACCACAGCGACAAACAGCACAAGAAAACACCUUAGAAUUGAACACACUCCCUACUGAUAACAGCAAUAUUAUAUGGAAGACAGAUAACUAUAUGGGACAACAUCCUCACAAUUUACUCUAUGAUGUUUUAUCAUUUACCUCAGACAUUGUUUUCCUCUUCUGAUCGUGACUCAAGAGCACAGGCUUGCUAUCUAUACGUGGGCCGAGACCCGUUGAGGAACUAUUUUAAGAGGCUAUAUCCCGCAUGUGAACGAGUCAAUAUUUCGCGAGUACAAUGUUUGCGUUUACGAACUCAAGCCCAAGCCAGAGAAAAGCCAUCGUGCGUUCUUAUGUAUUGCUGUGUCGUCACAGGUUUGCUGUUGGUAGUAUUUCAUUUGUAGAACACUGCCAAGCCAUUCCUGGCGACAGACACUAUAUCUGCCAGCCAGUGGUGGCUGGACUAUAAAAUCCCUUUGUCUCAACACCCUGUUGUUCUGCCUCUUGUCCGCGACCAUCAACCAGUAGUUCAGCAAGACGGCAAAAUGGGCGAUCCGAUACGAAGGCCUGGAAAUCCAAAAGUGGACAACAAACCCAAGUCGAAGAUUUCAGCAUCUCGAAAACUUUCUUUGAAGAUAAUGCUUCUGAACAGAGCCAUAGAGGAUCUGGAGAAAGAAAAACAAGACAGGGAAGAAGAGAAAAAUCGCUACCUCACAGAAAAACACCCUCCUUUGCAGAUUUCUGGGCUCUCUCUGGCAGAGUUACAGAAUCUGUGUAAGCAACUCUAUUCCAAAAUAGACGUAGUGGAUGAAGAGAGGUACGACUAUGAGGAUAAAGUCAAAAAGCACAACAAAGAUAUCAAUGAGCUUAAGUUGAAAGUUCAGGAUUUAGGCGGGAAGUUCAAGAAACCUGCUCUGAGGAAGGUGCGUGUGUCUGCCGAUGAGAUGAUGAGGGCAUUGCUGGGCUCCAAACACAAAGGCUCCAUGGACCUCCGUGCAAAUCUGAAGUCAGUCAAAAAGGAGGACAUUAAGCAAGAAAAGGUCUUGACCUCUGAGGUAGGUGAUUGGCGUAAGAAUGUGGAAGCCAUGUCUGGAAUGGAGGGAAGAAAGAAGAUGUUUGACGCCGCUGGGGGAGGCCAGUAAACCCCUUUGUUGAACCGACCUGACCUUCUGGCUGGUCUUCACCGAGAAGAUAUAAAACGGAAAGAAUGAAGCUAAAGAGUUUUGGCUUUGACCUUUCUGAGCUGCUGUUUUUCCGAGCCAACUCAUAGUAACUGCUAAGUAAUAAGUCGACAUAGGAAAAUAUAAAUCCUGCGAUUAUCUUCUCACCUUUUAGUUGAUUUAAAGCUGAAUUAUGUUCUGGAACACAUACUAUUGACGCUGCUCACAUUCUUAUCCAUAAAAGUAAAUAAGGGGCUGUCAAGAUCUAAAAAGUCCCAUCAAAGUACAUCCCAUGAUCUAAAUUUCAAGUCUUCUGAAGCUAAGAAUUUUUGUCAUGAUGCUUUCAUUUGGAGUUUGACGACCCCUAACCAAAAUGUGUCUUCAUUCUGUGGAAAAAUAAUAUGUGAAUGAUGUUUUUUCUUAAAAAUAUAAUUUGACAGAUCUCCAUGAAAGACUAAAGUGCAGACAAAGACAUAAGAUAGGCCUUAGUAAUUUUUAGGUGUUUUUGAGACUUCCGUCUGCAGCCAUUUCAUUUCAUUAUAAAUGUAUCAGAUAAUAUUAAUAGUAAUAAUAAUAAAAAAUGGCAUAUGUUUGACUGGGAUAUAUGUAUGUUUUUGUGUGUUACAAUUAAGUCUUAAAUUGACAUUAAAAGUUACAUUAUUAAGCCAAAAUAA
Molecule: messenger RNA, 2090 nt
Organism: Puntigrus tetrazona (Sumatra barb)
Lineage: Eukaryota; Metazoa; Chordata; Actinopteri; Cypriniformes; Cyprinidae
Gene: tnni1d
Product: troponin I, skeletal, slow d
Exons: 9
Coding region: 802-1398 (198 amino acids)
Biological process (GO): muscle contraction
Cellular component (GO): troponin complex
Source: RefSeq, a predicted model, not a curated record